CUGCAAUGUCGAAUCACUACUAGUACCUACCGAUUCCACCUUGACUUAAACCCCCAGGCUCCAAGGUCAUUUCCAUCACCGAGCACUACUUCCAGCAUGGGCUUUCACAACAUCGUCGGCGCAGCGCUUUUGGGUGCUGCGAUCACGCCUCGCCAGCUUGCUCCUCUCCCUACCAUUACGACUGAGAUCGACUUCCCAGCGACGACCAGCGUUUUUGAUGGUACCUUCACGUUCAAUGGUCCAUUCACGCAAGGUGCAUUCGAACCUUUCGACGUGACAUUGACCAACUUCGAGGCGAUUGUCCCCACGACAGCUCCCAAUGGAGUGGUUGAGGACAUUACUUACACGAUCAUUGGAAGCCCCAUUGUGUCAGCUGUUGGGCCCACGAACCCCCCAGUCCCUCCACCAAACGGUCCUCUCACGCACGAUGUUUACGACAGCAUCUACAUUGGUUGCUUCGACCCCAACACGUACGGUCCUCUGCUUUCCGGUCCCAGCAUCGUAAUUGGCACCCAAGAAGAGUGCAAGGGUUUCUGCGACAGCAACCCCGCUGGCCCUUACAGGUACUUCUCGAUCAGCCCCAUCUCCAACUGUCAAUGCGGUCAGAUUCUUCUCUACUCCGGUAUCCCAAGGGGCCAGUGCACGACGCCGUGUACCGGCAACGUCACCCAAGAGUGUGGUGGCCCUGGUGGCGACACUUCCGUUUGGGAGAGCUACCCUAUCUAUGACCCUCUUCCUAACUAUCCUGACCCAUCUGCUCCUGGCGAUGGAGUUGACAACUACUGGCCUCACGUCAAGAAGCCCCACCACCCGCGUCCCAAGCCACACAAGCCCUACAAGCCCAGCCCGCCCAAGAAGGAGUACCCUACAUACGAGAAGUAUCCUACAUACGAGAAGUACCCCACAAAGGACGACAAGUAUGACACUGGAUACCCUACCCAUGAUUGAUCAAGGGAUUCUUCCUCUACGUAGGUGUGUGACGGAGUUAAUGCAAUAGGUAGCUGUGGUUUGAAGGAUUUUUAGAUAGCGUUGCUCUAUAGCCAUACAGACAACACCAGGUGUUCAGCAAUAAUAUCACAUCCAAGCGAA
This is a messenger RNA of Boeremia exigua, 1089 nucleotides long. RefSeq lists its product as uncharacterized. The transcript is spliced from 2 exons. Lineage: Eukaryota; Fungi; Ascomycota; Dothideomycetes; Pleosporales; Didymellaceae. The coding region runs from base 97 to 948 and encodes 283 amino acids. The record is from RefSeq and is a predicted model, not a curated record.